This is a messenger RNA of Stereum hirsutum FP-91666 SS1, 1929 nucleotides long. RefSeq lists its product as uncharacterized. The coding region runs from base 1 to 1929 and encodes 642 amino acids. The record is from RefSeq and is a predicted model, not a curated record. Gene Ontology annotation, molecular function: protein binding. Lineage: Eukaryota; Fungi; Basidiomycota; Agaricomycetes; Russulales; Stereaceae. The transcript has 12 exons.
AUGUCUGUCGAAACGCAUGAUUAUGCCGGUGAACUCAUCGUACCUUCGAACCCAACGCUCGGGGACACCAGCGACGAGGUAGCAACAGGGAGCAACAAGCGUCGCGAAGAUCAAGCUGAAAUCCAACAUGGCAGGGAAAGUGUCAUAAAACGAUUUCGCAAAAGCUCUGUUGAGAAGGACGCGUUGGGGGCCGGCAGAGGAAAGAGGAGAUUAGCGGGAAAGCUCAGUUUUUUGCCGAACAUGGCGCUGGACAUCCUCUAUGACAUCUUCUCUCAUCUCACACCUGGAGACCUCGUCAAUGUCUCGCGCGUAUCCAAGGCGUUCCGUGAAGUCUUAUUAGUAAAGAGCUCUAUGUCUGUCUGGAAGACUUCUUUCAACAACGUACCCGGUUUGCCUCCCUGUCCUGAAGACGUUUGUCCUCCAAGUUGGGCUAAUCUCGUAUUCGGUGGCGUAACCUGUCAUUCAUGUGGCGAGAAACAUGUGAGGAAGGUCGACUUCCGCCUCCGUCGGAGAGUAUGUCCAGACUGCCAGAAGAAACAUCUUCUCACCGAGAGUCUAUUCCGCCAAUUCGUGCCCAGCGUCCCUGAUGACUUACUGAAUUGUAUCCCCAAUGUUCUAAGAUAUUUUCGGGGAUCUCGUGGUUUGCGAAGGGCAUGGUGGGACGACGAUGUCGCUGCCCUCGAGGGCGAAGUGCAGCGCUUAUAUCGGUCUGUCGAGCCGACUGACCUAGAAGCGGCUUUGGAGGUUUUCAAAAGGAACAAGGAGGCCUUGAUGCAAAGAAUGGAGGCUGCUGCUGCCGCUUGGUAUACGUGGGUUCAAACGAAUACCGAUGAAAGAUCUCGAAUACGUGAGGGUAAGAAGGAGAUACGGCGGACAGAGGUGCUCAACCGCUGCCUAGCUCUGGGAUACGAGAAAGCAGACUGUCGCAAGAUAUUGAAACACAAAUCGGUCAACAACGAAUCCCAGUUCUCUGAAAGAGCAUGGGAGAAGACUCUCUCCACUAUACACCCUAUUCUUGAAGAACGCAAGGCGUCCAGACUCAUUUCGGAGAGGACGCGGCGUAAGAAGGCCCGUCUCCAGGUCAUCCGAGAGGAAUAUGUAGGUUUGCUCAAGAUCAUGCUGCCUGGCCCUGAUGAGGAGGUAACUCCCGAGUUUCGUCCCUCUGUGCAGCACGUAUUGGACAGUCUUCAACCCGAACUCUGGACUUUGUCAACACAGCGGUUAAAUGCCGUUGUUUCUCUAGUUCCAACCUUCUCCGACCAACCCAAAUGUGCAUCGUUGUCGCAGAGGCGCACGCCUAUUCAGCUAGGCUUGACUGCCCUAGGCCACAUAUGUCCGGACUCUGUACGUUAUCCAGAAGGCGAAUUUUCCGGUACAUGUCUGCCCACCUUCAGUCCAAAGGGAAGAGAGAUUGUCGUGAUGAUCUUGCGCGAUCUCGCGCUCGAUGAGACCCACACGACUAUCGCUGAUCUCGAUCAACUCGACCAUCGCUUCGUCUGCCUUUCGUGCCCUGUUGAAUGGGGAAAUGUGCAUAGGAGAAGGAAGAGGGACAAGAGUGGUAGAUAUGCCUUGACCUGGAGAUCCCUGGUCAGCCAUCUUUUGCAUGUGCAAACUGCCCCAUCGCAGGUCGAGUCGGAACCCCACGACUCCCAUCCUCGAUUCAAGAUUCUUUCCAGCUCCGAGGCUACGAUUGUACAACAAUGCGAACAGGAUAUCCUUCAGAACUUGAGGCUUCGGUCCUGGGGUUGCUGCCACUGCAAUAUCUCCCUCUGCGGACCCAGUGCUCCAAACUGGAUGACGAGCCAGGAAAUUAAAGAGCACUUGAAAGACACGCACAAAAUCAAUCAACCGUUGCCUCACCGUGACUACUUCAAUGACCCUAGUCAUUGCUAUCCGGAUGCUGCUGUCCAUAUUGCAAUGUCUCUCUAG